Messenger RNA from Acanthosepion pharaonis, 1176 nucleotides. The record is from the annotation of a GenBank genome assembly. NCBI's taxonomy places the organism in Eukaryota, Metazoa, Mollusca, Cephalopoda, Sepiida, Sepiidae.
UUGUCCCGUUCUUUCUUUCUUUCUUUCUUUCUUUCUUUCUUUCUUUCUUUUCUUUCUUUCUUUCUCACUGGUUUUCUGCUUAGUAUUUUUAUGUUUCUUCUACCUCGUCCCCCCUCUCUUUCUCUUUUCCCCAUUCCCUCUUUCUUUCACAUCUCUCUCUAUCUUUCUCUCACUCUCGCUAUCACUCUCUCUAUUUCUCAAGCUUUUUUUCUGUCUCUCUUUCCCUCUCUCACACACACACAUUAUCUUUUUCUCCCUCUCCCUCUCUCUUUCUCUCGCUCUAUUUAUCUUUCUCUUUAUCUCUCUUUCUUUCUAUCUCACACACACGCUAUCUCACUCUUUUUCUCUCCCUCUCCCUCUGUUCAUUCCUGUCUUUCUCUAUCUUUUCUCUCUCUGUUUCUCUCUUACACACACAUGCCUUCUCUCUCUUUCUCUCUCCCUAUCUCUAUUUCUCUCUAUAUAUUUAUUUUUCUCGUUCUCUCUCUUUUUCUUGACCUAUUUCUCUCUUACUUCCUCUCUCUUAAUUUCUAUCUCUUUCUCUCUCUCUGUAUUUAUUUUUCUCUCUCACACACACACUUUCUCUCUCUCUCUUUCUAUCUCUUUCUUUCUCUCACUCUCUAUUCCAUUUCUCUCUCUCCCACGCACACUCUCUAUUUGUCUCUUUCUCUCUCUUUUAUUCUCUUUUUUAUCUCUUUCAAUCUCUUCCUCUCUCUCCCUCUCUUCCUCUAUCUUUCUCUCUCUCUUUCUCUCUCUCUAUGGUACACCAACUAUAUCAGAAUUUUCUCGGCUGUGUCUUCAACCUUUAUAAUAUAUCUAUCUAUCUAUCUGUCCAUUAUAUCUCAUUCUGUCCAUUAUCUAUCUAUCUCAUUCUAUCUAUCAUAUCUGUUCUAUCUGUCUAUCUAUCUAUCUAUCUAUCUAUCUCAUUCUGUUCAUAUCUGUUCAUAUCUAUCUAUCUAUCUAUCUAUCUAUCUAAUUCUGUUCAUAUCUAUCUAUCUAUCUAUCUAUCUCAUUCUGUUCACAUCUAUCUAUCUAUCUAUCUAUCUAUCUAUCUAUCUAUCUCAUUCUGCCCACUAUCUAUCUAUCUAUCUAUCUAUCUAUCUAUCUAUCUAUCUCAUUCUGUUCAUAUCUAUCUAUCUAUCUAUCUAUCUAUCUAUCUAUUUAUCUAUCUAUCUAUGA